UUUUAUUAUGGAAAAUUUCAAACAUGUAUAAAAUAGAAUAGUAUAGUGGGCCCCCGCCCCACUCCAUGUACCCAAUCUUGAUUCAUCUGCUAUACCGCCACCCUCAUUAUUUUGGAAUAAAUCGCAGACAUUAGAUCAUUUUAUCAUCACUAAAUCUUUCAGUAUGUAUCUCAAAAAGAUAAAAUUCUUUUCCUUCUAAACAUGACAAUAACGUCAUAACACCUUAAAAUUACAAUUCCUUAAUAUCAGAUAUCAAUGGUCAAAUCCCACUGAUAUAUUUCACUUUAAUAUUUACGGAGAUCUUGCCAUGUGUUAGCAUUACACACUUCCAAAUGUAAUAGUUCAUUUAAAAUUGCUGUUAUUUAAACCGCUUUUUCCUUCUUCCCAGGAGAGCGGCCCGGUCCCCGCUUUCCCCAGUGGGGCCCGGCUCGGUCCGGGAGCAGCUUUCCCUUGGGACCAGUUGCCCCGCCCAGCGACCCCGGCCCCGCCCCGGUUGUCUAGGCGACGAGGGGCCGCUCCGCUCCGGCGAGAUCAUGGCGGCGUCUGUGGGGACCACUCCCGGGGGGACGACCCCCGCGGCUAUGACCCCAGUGGGAGCCUCGCCCGAGUUGGAGAAAGAUGUUGACUUCCAGGAGCAUGAAAAGAUUCUGUCUCCAGACUUCCUUUCCGUUGACCAAAUCACUGAAAUGCUAGCAGAGGACGUAGAUGGAGUUCAACAAAAACUGGAAAAGUUUUUGAAUUUCAAAAAUCUUCAAACCUGUUUAAAGGAAGCCAUCCUACUAGAUUAUUAUGUAUCUGGAUUUUUGUGGGCUAGAGGAAUGGACUUUUCUAUUAUUCAAUAUUCAAAAUUUAUGACUUUACUAGAUAUGUUACUUCAUAAUCUUAGAACACUGCGUAUGUCAUUAGAAGACAGCUUAAAAUGGCUUGGAGAAGUUAUGGCUGAAAUAGGACCAUCCCAUUCACAAAAAAAUGAAGCAUGGAAUAUCUUUGAUGUAAAACAAGCCAAUGCUAUCAUUGAUUACUUAAAAGUCAGCUUAUUUCAACAUUACAAGCUGUAUGAGUUUCUCUUCUACUCUCCCAGGGAAGAAAUUGUGAUAGGAACUGAGCAAGUGAUAGAGAUUGUCAAGCCUUCAGGUUGCCUUUUCCCUGAUCCUCUAGAAGAAGGAAUCUCAUUUGAUAUUUACUCAACAUUCAUAGAGCCACCCCCAACACUGGAUACAGAAAUGAAGGGGCUGGAUCAAGAACAAGGCGCUGUGGAGUCCCAGCCAGAAGCCGACACUUCAGACACAGAUCUUUUAGCUGGUUUCACCAUUGAAGAUGUAAAAUCAGUGCUGGAUCAAGUCACAGAUGACGUUUUAAUCAGCAUUCAGACCGAGAUAAACGAAAAGCUGCAAAUACAGGAAGAGGCCUUUAAUGCACGAAUAGAAAAAUUGAAAAAGGCCUGAGGACUCAGUACAAGGAGAGCGAUGCUAAACUUCACAGAAACAAACAAAACCAGCCGGCAUAAUAGACUCUAGAGCAUCACAUUUCCUUCAUUUAGUUAGGAGAGGACAACCAAGCCCCGCUUUUUAUUAUCCUAAGCCUUAGAAAAGUAUUGGCCCCAAUUUUGCUAUCUCCUGUCCCAUAACAGCCUCUGAAUUUAUUGCACUGAGUGUAAUAAGAACAUUUUGUAUACAAGAGUUUGGAGAAUUAUAUGUAAAAAUACAAUUACUUUUACGAUACUCCUUUGACAUUUUGACUAAUAAAUGCUAUUCAUCUUCAAGAAGAAUGAAACUGACUUUUUUAAAUAAAGAAAAAUAAAAAUAAUUUUGCCUAUAUUGACCCAAAUGAAUGGUCAAAUUACUGUGGCCCUCAGAACAGAUACCACUACCGCACUGCUGAGGAUAAAACUCGCUAAACUCUGGCAAUUCAAAUGCAUAUACUGUGGGUUUUUUCCUUAAAUCGUUUGGUUUUCUUAUUUAAACGUUUCAGUGUGAAACCAAUUUUCUGAAAUUAUAUAAUGGAGUUUGAAGCACUUUAAUUUAUUCUGUACUGUAUUUGUUAUUUCUAAUCUUGUUACUCUCCCAGGAGAAUACGUGACCUAUAUAAAAAGAAGAAAUGUAUAAAUGGUUAUUAAAGACCAACCUAUAUAUAGAUUGUAAAAAUCUUAAAUACAAAUCAAACUCACAGAGCUCUUAAAAUUAACCAUUAUAUUGCAGUAGAACGAUUAAAAACAUCUCAAGCUUUUAAAUACCUUUAUUAAAAUAUAAUUUUAAAAGAAAAAUAUCCAUUUGCCAACUGACUGUCCCUAGUUGGACAAAUUAAAUGAAUUACUAUGUAGGCCCUUUCCAAAUUUCUUAGACUUCAGAGUAUUCUAGAAUGGAGAGCAUUGCUAAGAGGGGGACAGUUCCUUCCAGAAGUUUCCACGUUAUACCGGAACCAGAUGUACUUGCAUCUGGGUGGAACCUGGUUGAAUGUGUUCUGUCUGUGCUCUAACCUUGGGCUAUAACCUUACCUUUUCCAUCAAUAUCAAAGGGAUUGCCCCAAAGUCAUUUAGGGUAGAGACAGAUCUGACAGCAUUUGGUAAUUUUCUAACUACACUGAUCAGCAAAGUAAGAGUAGUCCUUAAGAUGAAACCAUGUGGAUUGUUCAUGCAGUUCCGAGUCUGGAAGGCCUGGAGAUGUGCUGAGCUGUGUUUCUUCCUUAGCCGUCCUUCCUCACUGAAAAUGUUGAUGGCCAUCAGAGAUGACAAGGAGGGCUUACAAGUCUUGAUUCCAUCAAGCAAUCUUUUCUCCAGGGAAAACAAAAGUGAAACUAGAAAAACCACGAAUAGGGAAUGAAGGAGCUUCUAGAAAUCACCAAACAACUUCAAGUGCAGUCAUCAGCACAGAGGGAACCUGCAUUUCUAAUAAAGAGUGCUUAUUUUGAGCAAGGGUACCAGGCAUCUGAAGCUGAAAAAACGAUAGCAGUAGGAUCCCUGAAAACUACACAGAGACCAUAUAUUAUAAGCAUUCCUAAAGUGUGCCUUUGGAGUAAGACGCCAGGGCCUGGUACUGGCUUCACCAUGUGACUUCAGAUAGGCUUCUCGACCUCUAUGUGUUCAUCUAUUAAAGGGGGAUAAUACUUAUUUUCAAGGUAGUUAUGAGGAUUCAAUAAAUUCAUAUUAAAGGAA
Molecule: messenger RNA, 3151 nt
Organism: Equus caballus (horse)
Lineage: Eukaryota; Metazoa; Chordata; Mammalia; Perissodactyla; Equidae
Gene: CABCOCO1
Product: ciliary associated calcium binding coiled-coil 1
Source: RefSeq, a predicted model, not a curated record